Thrips palmi is the source of this 1065-nucleotide messenger RNA. RefSeq names its product retinol-binding protein pinta-like. Lineage: Eukaryota; Metazoa; Arthropoda; Insecta; Thysanoptera; Thripidae. The coding region runs from base 175 to 1065 and encodes 296 amino acids. The transcript has 7 exons. The record is from RefSeq and is a predicted model, not a curated record. Gene Ontology annotation, cellular component: membrane. Gene Ontology annotation, molecular function: phosphatidylinositol bisphosphate binding.
UUCGCCUCGCAUGCCAUCCCGAAAGUGAUUUAGAAAAAGACGACGAGUCAAACUGUCAGUCCAUGAAAUCGUCAUGAUUAAAAGGAAUGACUUUAAGACGACGCCUGCUUGGCGACGACAGCUUCCCUCCCAAGGGGCAAUCUCUGACCGGGGACCGCUUCGGCCGCCAGCACCAUGAUGAAACUGGCCACGGUGGAGAGGGAGUUCCGGAAGAACCCCCAACUCAAGCAGGAGGACAUCGACGCUUUCCAAGAAUGGGCGGCGGCUCAACCACAUCUGCCCGCCGUCACGGUCAUGAGCCUGGUGAUAUUCCUGCAUUGCUCCUUCUACGACUUGGAGACGGCAAAGAAAACUCUCACAAAAUACUACGUCCUCCACUAUAGUUCCCCUCAUAUUUUUAUGAACAGAGACCCUUUGAAUGAAGAGCUGGCAGCGAUUGCAAAGGCUGUUGGCAUAGUCAUUCUCGACGGACUUGACAAUGAUGGAAACCUAGUAGUCUUUCAACGUCUUAUUGACACAAAUCCAGCCAAAUACAACAUGGAUUUGACUCUGAAGUUGUCACACAUGAUGUGCGACAUCUGGCAACUAGAAAACGGCACAGCCAAAGGAACAGUACUCGUCUAUGAUCAGCGGGGUUUUGGACUGAGCCACAUGGCAAGCGCCUCACUAUCAUCCAUGAGAAACAUGAUGAGCUAUGUUCAGGAAUGUGCUCCAAUAAAUGUGGUUGCCAUACAUGUGAUAUACACGAAUGCAGUCAUUGAUACCAUUCUCGCCUUAUUCAAACCUUUCAUGAGGUCAUCACUUUAUAAAUUGAUAAAAACAUAUAGAGAAGCUAAACUAGAUGAGUUUUACGAAAGCGUGCCUCAAGAAAUCCUGCCAGAAGAGUAUGGUGGCAAGCAGCCAUCACUAGAAGAAUUAAGUGAAAGAAGCUACCAAAAAUUCAUAGAAUACAGAGACCACUUCCUAGAACAAGACAGGAAAGUCUCAGAGGCUGCUGCACUAGCAAAGAGCAAAUCACCAGGAUUGCUUGGACGAGUAGGAGCUUGGAUUGGUUUUGGAGAGUAA